Molecule: messenger RNA, 2991 nt
Organism: Oikopleura dioica
Lineage: Eukaryota; Metazoa; Chordata; Appendicularia; Copelata; Oikopleuridae
Source: the annotation of a GenBank genome assembly
AUGGGUAAAGCAAAUGAAACAGAUGACCUCAAGAAGGAGGUCGAGAUGGACGAGCACCAGAUUCCCGUUGAGGAACUGUGCCAACGUCUCGGUACAAACGCUGAUUCCGGUUUGACAGCUGAUCGUGCGAAAGAGCUUCUUGCGCAAAACGGAUACAAUGAGCUUACUCCUCCCAAAACUACUCCAGAGUGGAUUAAGUUUUGCCGAAAUCUUUUCGGUGGUUUCUCCACUCUUCUCUGGAUCGGUUCUAUCCUUUGCUUCUUCGCGUACGGAAUGGAAAUCGCCCGAGGUGCUGAGAACCCUCAGAAAGAUAACCUCUACCUUGGUAUCGUCCUCGCCACUGUCGUCAUCGUCACUGGUUGCUUCCAGUACUUCCAGGAGUCAAAAUCUUCCAAGAUUAUGGAAUCCUUCGCCAAGAUGGUCCCGCCAAAAACUCUGGUUAUUCGAGAUGGAAAGAGCAUGGAAAUCGAAGCCCGUAACCUCGUUCUCGGCGAUCUUGUCGAAAUCAAGGGUGGUAACCGAGUCCCUGCCGAUUUGCGAGUCAUCUCCGUCGCCUCGCUCAAGGUUGACAACUCAUCGCUCACCGGUGAGUCCGAACCGCAAACCCGAGAUGCCGAAGUCAGCAAAGUCGAAGCUCUUGAAGCCCGAAACAUCGCAUUCUUCUCCACCAACGCUUUGGAAGGAUCCGCCCGUGGUAUUGUCAUCCGAUGUGGUGACGAUACUGUCAUGGGUCGAAUCGCUGCUCUUGCGUCCAACGUCGAUUCUGGUGAUACUCCCAUCGCUCAAGAAAUCGAGCAUUUCAUCCAUAUCAUUACUGGCGUUGCCGUCUUCCUCGGUGUUACUUUCUUCAUCCUCUCGCUCUUCCUCGGCUACCAAUGGCUCGAAGCCGUCAUUUUCCUCAUUGGUAUCAUUGUCGCUAAUGUCCCAGAAGGUCUUCUCGCCACCGUCACUGUGUGCCUCACUCUCACCGCCAAGCGAAUGGCAAAGAAGAACUGCCUCGUCAAGAAUCUCGAAGCUGUCGAAACCCUUGGUUCAACUUCCACCAUUUGCUCCGACAAAACCGGAACUUUGACCCAGAACAGAAUGACCGUCGCGCAUUUGUGGUUUGACAACAAGAUCCACGAGGUCGAUACUACUGAAAACUCAUCUGGAGGCGCCAUUGCUUACAAAGACGACCAAUCGUGGCGCGCUCUUGGCCGAAUUGCCGCCCUCUGCAACCGAGCUGUUUUCCUUUCCGGGGAAGAAUCGAAGCCUAUUUCUCAGCGAGACACUGCUGGUGAUGCUUCUGAAUCCGCUCUGCUCAAGUGCUGCGAGAAAUCGAUGGGCAACGUCGAAGCCAUCCGAGCCCAGAACCCAAAGAAGGCCGAAAUUCCCUUCAACUCAACAAAUAAGUGGCAGCUUUCUGUCCACGAAGUCGACGGUGCUAACCUCCUUGUCAUGAAGGGAGCUCCAGAACGAAUUGUCGCCCGAUGCAGUAAGAUCCUCGUCAACGGCGUCGAACAGCCUAAACCUGACGACUUCCAAACAACAUUCGAAAACGCCAAUGCUCAUCUUGGAGGAAUGGGAGAACGAGUUCUCGGCUUCGCUCAUCUUCCUCUUGACCCAGUCGCCUUCCCUCUCGGAUUCGAGUUUGAUACCGACGAAAUGAACUUCCCCAGCGAAGAUCUUGUCUUUGUCGGUCUCAUGGCUAUGAUUGAUCCACCUCGAGCUGCAGUUCCAGAUGCUGUUGCCAAGUGCCGAUCCGCCGGUAUCAAAGUCAUUAUGGUCACUGGUGAUCAUCCCGUCACUGCUGCCGCUAUCGCUCGACAAGUCGGCAUCAUUUCCGACGGUUCAAAGACCGUCGACGAAAUCGCCAAGGAACGAGGCAUCGCCAAAUCUGAAGUCGAUCCCAAGGACGCUCGAGCUGCUGUCAUCACUGGCGCUGAACUUCGAGAACUUGACGACAGCGACCUCGACGAAAUCUUGCGAAAUCACCCCGAGAUCGUCUUCGCCAGAACAUCGCCCCAGCAGAAACUUAUUAUUGUCGAUGGAUGUCAGCGAGCUGGUCAGGUUGUUGCUGUCACCGGUGAUGGUGUCAACGACUCUCCUGCUCUCAAGAAGGCCGACAUUGGUGUUGCUAUGGGUAUUGCUGGUUCUGAUGUCUCUAAACAGGCUGCUGAUAUGAUCUUGCUCGAUGAUAACUUCGCUUCCAUCGUCACUGGUGUUGAGGAAGGCCGAUUGAUCUUCGACAACUUGAAGAAAUCUAUUGCCUACACGUUGACUUCCAAUAUUCCCGAAAUCUCUCCAUUCUUGAUCUUCAUCCUUUUCUCCAUUCCUCUCCCACUCGGAACAGUCACUAUUCUCUGCAUCGAUUUGGGUACCGAUCUCCUUCCAGCCAUCUCCCUCGCUUAUGAAACCGCCGAAUCCGACAUCAUGAAGCGUGAUCCACGAAACAAGUUCACCGACAAACUCGUUAACGAGCGACUGAUCUCCAUGGCUUACGGUCAAAUUGGUAUGAUCCAGGCUCUUGCCGGCUUCGUGUGCUACUUUUUCAUCAUGCUUGACCAUGGAUUCUUCCCAGGCGAUCUUCUCGGUCUUCGAGCAUUCUGGGACGAUGCUGAUUACCACACCAUCACCGAUUCAUACGGACAACAGUGGGCUUAUUCCCAGCGAAAGAUCGUCGAGUUCACUUGCCAUACUAUGUUCUUCACUGCUAUUGUCAUCGUCCAGUGGGCCGAUGUGAUCAUCUGCAAGACUAGACGAUUGUCGAUUGUUGAGCAAGGCAUGAACAACAAGGUUCUUAUCGCCGGUCUCUUUGAAGAAACUCUUCUUGCCGCUCUCUUGGCUUACUGCCCUGGAACUGACGCCAUGUUGCGUAUGUUCCCCGUCGAGUGGUAUUGCUGGCUUGUGCCCAUGCCCUUCUCGCUCAUCAUCUUCGUCUACGACGAAAUCCGACGAUACCUUCUCCGAAAGUCACCCGGCGGAUGGGUCGAGCUCGAGACCUAUUAUUAA